Molecule: messenger RNA, 3046 nt
Organism: Equus caballus (horse)
Lineage: Eukaryota; Metazoa; Chordata; Mammalia; Perissodactyla; Equidae
Gene: CEP95
Product: centrosomal protein 95
Cellular component (GO): centrosome; spindle pole
Source: RefSeq, a predicted model, not a curated record
CCACCUGAGAAUCCCUUAGCGGGCUCUUGUCGCGGAGAAUGGUAUCUAGAGUCCGCAAACCGCCGUCUGGGCGCGUGCUGCGAAAGGAAGUGCUCCUUCGAUGACCAAUCAGCAGCGAGAGGCCGGCUUAACGUCCCUCCCUCCUUCACUCCUCUUUCCCUGCGCUUUCGCUUCGUUCCUCCUGCUUUCAGCGCGGUGUCUGCGCCGUGCGGCCCUUGCAGGACACCGUCCACCGCGCGCCCGGCUAGGAGUACGGUGGCGACCUGCCUCCAGGACAUGGCCCGGUCAGAGGCUGAGUGGGUAACUGUUGCCAAUAACCUUCUUUUGAAAUGUCACAUACACCUGAGGAUACACGAACUAGAAGAUUGUGAUGCUAAUGUUUUUAUUGCUUUUUAUCAAUCCAUUUUGGGAGAAAAGGUGCCAGACCUCAUAGCUAUUCCCAGGAGUCAAGAGGAUGAAGCUCACAAUGUACAAGCAGUAAUUGAUUCGCUGGCCUUGGAUUACCUGCAGGUCAGCUUGUCUCACAUAACAGGAGAAAAUAUAGUGAAAGGAGAUAAGGAAUCUAUUAAGAAUCUCCUAGAAAUAUUUGAUGGGUUGCUGGAUUAUCUCACAGAACACCUCAGUGAAACAUCUCAUGAGAAAAAUGAAACAGGACAAUGUUUUAAAGAAUCCCAUCGAGGAGAACCUUUGGAAGAGCCAGAAAGUACUAAAGAAUCCAAAUCAUCAUGGAAAAGAGUUUCUUUUGGGAGGUGCUCCUUGUCGUCUGAGGUGUUGGGUCCCUCUUGGGAUGGAGAUGAAGCAGAAUCCACUGGUGAAAUAAUUAGACUCGGAGACACAGCACACACCUUUUCUCUAAGGAGUAAUGGUACCCAAGGUCCUAAUGAAAUGCAUUCUAAAAAAGCCUCAACUGUACCAUGUUCUAAAUCACACGAGGAAGUGUUGAACCCUCCCUCAUCUAGUUUUUUGUCCAAGAGUAGGACAUCCUUUGUUGAAGACACGGAAAUUGCUUCUGUGGAUAUGAUUGCAAGUGCUAGGAAGCUAGGCGAGCCUAUCCAAUCAGCUAUUCCUUUACAUCCACCCUACCACCCUUCAGAACCUCGAGCACCUUGCCCCAUAGGAAAAGAAUACUUGCGUUCAAGUCACUGCUCCCCUGCCAUGAAUUCUACUGGAGAGGGCAUGGCAUUUUCUGUGGAACCAGAUAGUAGAAUUUUCUUAACUUCCAAGUUGCCUAAAGAUAGCAAACAGGAAAUGUGUCCAGCUCAGGUCCAAGGCCCUAGGACAAGGAAGCUUCCCAAAGGAAAAAGAUCUGAAAACAGAGCUGCAGGCUCCUCCUGGGAUUCACCUUUCUCCCAGAGGCCAGGAAAGAGGUUAACAGAACAAGAAUUACAUGCUGUCUCAGAGAAACUGUCUCAGCGGCUAUCUGAACUAGAUUGGAUGUUAAAAAGUGCCCUGGGUGAUCGAAUUAAAGAAAAGACUGACUAUGAAGAAGAGAAUAUUGGAAAUGAAGAGGUGGAGAGUGGAAAUGAUGAGACACUGUCUCAGCACAGUGACAGCAUUAUGGAGUGUGGGCCGAAGAAGCGAAGGCCAGGACUUGCCAUGCAUAGAAAGCCACCCUACAGAUCUCAUUCACUCUCGCCAUCUCCCGUUAACAAAAACAAACCAUUCCAUAUGGAGAGAAGAAAGCAGCGAAAGCCAAAGGAAACAGAUAUCCGCCGAUUCCAAGCAAAGGCACUAACUGAAGCAUUUGAAAGGGAACUAAGAAGGAAUAAAGUUCAAGAGAAUAUUGGACCUCUAGGAAUAAAUAAUGAGGAGGAAACAGAAAAAGUAUACAGAGAAGCUGUUCAUAAAGGAACUCCAAAACGUAGUCAGCCCUGGAAGAUUUACUCUCGAAAAACCACAACUCCAAGUCCAAAAGGUGGCUUGCCAAAGCCAAAUAAAGCAGUUCCAAUGAAAGUAAACGAACACGGUCUCCUACCCCUGAUGCUGGAGCAGUUUCCAUUUCUCUAUGUUUCUGGCCAAACACUAAGCAAAAUGUGGAAACAGCAAAUUGCACAGGUUGAACAGCUCAAAAAAGAUGCAUAUAGAGAAAAUCGAUCAAAGAAGAAACUCCAGGAUGAAAUAGAAGAAGCCUUAAGGCGGCAUGACCUCCUUACUGCACUUGUCAAGAAAGAAUAUGAACAUAACAAGAGACUGCAAGACUUCAACGAUCGCAUUCAUAGGCAAAAGCUAACCCAAUCAAAGAUAAAAGAAAAUCGGCAGCAGAUUGUUCGUGCCCGAAAGUAUUAUGAUGAUUACAGAGUUCAGCUGCGUGCAAAAAUGAUGAGAAUGAGGACCCGGGAAGAAAUGAUAUUUAAGAAACUGUUUGAAGAAGGUUUACAAAUUCAAAAGCAAAGAUUACGAGACCUAAGAAACUAUGCCAAAGAAAAGCGAGAUGAACAAAAGAGACAGCACCAAAAUGAACUGGACUCGAUGGAGAACUACUAUAAAGACCAGUUUUCAUUGCUGGCAGAAGCCGUAUCACAGGAACGUCAAGAACUCAGAGCCAGAGAGAAAGCCCAGGCCCAGGUCUCUGUAAGAGCUGCUGCUAAAUUAUUAAAACCACUCCAGGAGCUUGAUGAGCUGGAAGGUGGAGAGGGAAUAAAAACAGAUGAGGGCCUGGAGAAAUGUGAAUGGCAGGAUGACAUGAAUUCUCUUUUAGACAUUAUAUAAGGUGAAGAGAGAGCUGAGAUCUAAGAUGGAGAAGGAAAUUCAGCAACUGCAGAACAUGAUAACACAGCACGACGAUGAUGCUUUCUUCCGGGAAUUGGAAGCUGAGCGCUUCAGAUCUCGCCUUCAUCUGGCUUCCUUUCAGUACAGUAAAAAUCCUUUCCCAUGAGACCAGACUUUAUAAGUAAUGUUUCUGGAGAACUUUACCGGGGGCAGAGCUAGAAUUGAGCCAGUGAACAAUCUAAACCAAAAGAAAGAAUCAUUUCUAAAUGCCUUAUCUAUGUAUUCAUUCCAAUACUUUUUGUGAGAUUUUUUAAAAUAAAAAUUUUCUUAAAGUUUA